This is a messenger RNA of Myotis lucifugus (little brown bat), 1517 nucleotides long. RefSeq names its product sulfatase modifying factor 2 (gene SUMF2). Gene Ontology annotation, cellular component: endoplasmic reticulum. NCBI's taxonomy places the organism in Eukaryota, Metazoa, Chordata, Mammalia, Chiroptera, Vespertilionidae. The record is from RefSeq and is a predicted model, not a curated record.
UUAUAAGGCCUCUUCACACUAACCCUGAGAAAAUUGCUUUUUCUUAACCUGACCCCACCCCUUCCUGGGCUGGACUAAUUACGCCCUCGGGUUGCCAAUAUCUAGAGGAUGCGCCAGGGGGCAGUGUGCACCGGGACGUAGUGCGUGUGGAGCGCAUGCGCAGCAGAGCGACUAGGCGUGUGUACCCAGUUCCUGGUGCUGCGGUGCUAUGAGCUCCUUACUGCUGCUGACCCUGCUGUCGCUCCUGUCCGGCCCGUGGAUCGAGCUAGGGAAUGGGCAGGUGACAAGCAUGGUUAAGCUGCCAGGUGGGAGAUUCCAGAUGGGAACAAAUUCACCAGAUGGCAGAGAUGGUGAAGGACCUGUCCGGGAGGUGACAGUAAAACCUUUUGCCAUCGACAUAUUUCCUGUCACCAACAAAGAUUUCAGGUAUAUCAGGGAGUUUGUCAGGGAGAAAAAGUACCGGACAGAGGCCGAGGCGUUUGGGUGGAGCUUUGUCUUUGAGGACUUUGUCUCCGAUGAGCUUAGAAACAAAGCGACUCAGCAAAUGAAGCCUGUUCUCUGGUGGCUUCCAGUGGAAAGGGCAUUCUGGAGGCAGCCUGCAGGUCCCGGCUCUGGCAUCCGAGAGAGACUGGAGCUCCCAGUGGUACACGUGAGCUGGAAUGAUGCGCGGGCCUACUGUGCAUGGCAGGGGAAACGGCUGCCCACUGAGGAAGAGUGGGAGUUUGCUGCCCGAGGGGGCUUAAAGGGUCAGGUUUAUCCCUGGGGAAACAAGUUCCAGCCAAACCGCACCAACCUGUGGCAGGUAAGACAUGCAUUCCUCACUCCUGUCCUUUCUCGGAGCAUUGAGGCCUGCUGUCGGCUAGGCACUGUGUUAGGUGUGGGAUUCAGAGGGCUUGUGUCCUUUCACCAUACCAAGGAGCAAACCAAGAUUAUGCGUGUCCUCCGGGGGACAUCCGGGAUCGACACAUCCGAUGGCUCUGCCAAUCACCGGGCCCGGGUCACCACCAGGAUGGGCAACACUCCAGAUUCAGCGUCUGACAACCUAGGCUUCCGCUGUGCUUCCAAUAUAGGCCGACUGCCCGGGGAGCUGUGAGCAGCCACGCACAGCCACGAAGAGUGCCCCGUGGUACCCAUGCCACUCACUGGCCACAUUUCAAACAGCCAAGCUCUUCAACUUCCAUCUUCUCCUCCUCUACCCCUUCUGACGGGCACCUCUCACCUGGUGGCAGGUGGGCGGGAGAGGCCUCUCACCUCAGAGGAGGCCAUGUCUCUUGGUGAAGGGCCCCAACUUGCUGAUUGUGGCCAGGAGCUGGGUGUUUUUAUUAGAGGUCAAAUAUCAACUAUACAGGGGCCAAGUACUCAAACAAUUGGGGCAGCGUCCUCUUAAAGGCAGUGUGUUAAAAUCCUUUUAAGUCUGUUCCCUCCCCCUUUCUCGGUGUCUGAUUCAGGGACCUGACAUUGUUUCUUAGGGCAGAAUUUCCCCAGUUCUCUGUUUUCCCAGCAAAUUGCUGUGGAAA